Paramecium octaurelia is the source of this 579-nucleotide messenger RNA. NCBI's taxonomy places the organism in Eukaryota, Ciliophora, Oligohymenophorea, Peniculida, Parameciidae. The record is from the annotation of a GenBank genome assembly.
AUGCCAAAAGAAACCAAAGGUCAAUAAAAAGGUGCAAGAUCUAAAUAUGAAACAACCGAACAAACUGAGACAUAUAGACAACAAGAUGCUGUAAAUAUUUGAAAUCUAUAAGAUAGAAAGAAAAGAAAAUUCUGGGACCUAAAACCAAAUUAGAUUUAGAAAAAUUAGAACCUUACUUCACCUAAAAUAAUAACUAUGUUGGAAUGUUCAAGAAGGAUGCAGGAAAGACAGACAAUAGUACAGCUGUAGCAUAUUCUGUAACAUUUCAUCGUAACUGUUAGCAUCCAUUAGAUAGAUUGGGAAUAGUAGAGAAUGAGUACUGCUAAAAAUGCAAGAAGGAUAAGGGAUUCUGUCCUCAUAAGAAGGGUACUCACAACACCGUCAAGGACCAAUUCCAAUUUCCUAUAGUAAGGUAAGAAUAUUUUAAAAUUUGCAAGCUCAGCGGAAAUUGGAUGGAGAGAACCCAUUGACAAUGUGAAUUGGGGAUAUGGAGUUAAGCAGUCUUUCCCAAUUUUCAAUGCCGAUUUCAGAAACACCACUAAAAAAGAGGAGAAGGAAAAGAAAUGAUUUGUAACAUCC